AAAUAAGUGCGAACGAGUCAGGAAGAUGGGCACUCGCGUGAAGGUGUUACGCGUCUUCAAGUCGCUGCACAGAACGAGGAUGGCUGUAUUCAAAGAUGACGAGAGAGCACUGGCAGCUGCAAAAUUAAAAAUCAACGAGGAGUUCCGUAAAAACAAACAUGAAUCGUCACAAGAAAACAUUGAGAAGAUGAUCAAAAUGGGCUCAGAUGUGGAAACAGUCCUACGAGAAGGUGUACUUCAAAUGGAGCAUCUUGGCACCGAGAGACUCUUGCUUCGACCCAGGGAGGAUCUUUUAUUAGAAAACGUUCCCUAUUGUGAUCAGCCCAGGAAAAAAUCGUGACGGAGCAUCUGGUGGAUGACCCAACAAGGAAAGAGACUCGUGUUGAGAGACUUCUGAUCAUCCAUCCAUCCGUCACAUUUCAUUUGGAUUAAGAUCUGCCAAACAAGGAUAUGGCUACUACAUGGAAGGUUGCAAUUUCAUGUGUCAUGUGCAAUUAAAUGAUAUUCAAAUUUUA
Messenger RNA from Hippocampus zosterae (dwarf seahorse), 515 nucleotides. RefSeq names its product LYR motif containing 7 (gene lyrm7). The coding region runs from base 26 to 340 and encodes 104 amino acids. The transcript is spliced from 5 exons. Gene Ontology annotation, biological process: mitochondrial respiratory chain complex III assembly. The record is from RefSeq and is a predicted model, not a curated record. NCBI's taxonomy places the organism in Eukaryota, Metazoa, Chordata, Actinopteri, Syngnathiformes, Syngnathidae.